Molecule: messenger RNA, 1389 nt
Organism: Bacidia gigantensis
Lineage: Eukaryota; Fungi; Ascomycota; Lecanoromycetes; Lecanorales; Ramalinaceae
Exons: 2
Coding region: 1-1389 (462 amino acids)
Molecular function (GO): ATP binding; metal ion binding
Source: RefSeq, a predicted model, not a curated record
AUGCAAAACUUGCCCAAGAUCACUUUAGAUACGACAUUGGCAGAGCUUUACGCUCACGGUGCCAAUCAAAAACAGAUCGCCGUCCUUUUGUGUGCUGCUAAUUCAGAGAUUGCGCCCAGCUCGGAGCUUUCUCGUAACACGAAGUUUCUCUAUCAAGACAGUACUUUCACCAGCGAGCCAGGGCACAAGAAUCAUGAUCGAUAUAACAGAAUACAGCAUUCAGUGGCCAUAAAGUAUCUCUCACUGGUGCCCCAGCACGAUGCAUUCGCCGCCGGCAAUAUGCCGGCAAUACUACUCAAUCUUGACAAAUCCAAGCAUAGUCAAGAAGAAUCAGAAAGGACCGUGGGCGUUUUGAAUGGAAGCCAAAGACCUACCCUUCUGUUCUAUUCACAUCCCAAGGACAUCGUGGUAGGACGCAAUGGGUUUGACCUUCUCGCAGCGAAAAUGGAGUUCGAUGACCUCGAAGGUGUCCCACUUGCCGUCGACCUCGAGACACACUAUUUCCUCAACUCAAAAGCUGCCUUGGCUACAUCAGGCUUACCGAGUUGCACAGGAUUCCGUGGCAGAUGGCUGAAGGACCACACUGAGCGCCUUUUAUCCACUUUAUCUACACAGCCACUACCUAUCGUACUCAAGAACCAGCAGACUUUUGGCGGAGGCGGUACCUUUGCAAUAACUUCACCCGAGGAGCUCGCAGAAGUGAAAAGCACACUUAACAGCCAGGUCCUUCCCAAGCUGUUGUCUCAAGUCAAUUCCUCGAACGCUCACCUCAAACCAGCGACGAUGAUCUUAAGCGAGAUGGUAACAGACCCUGUGGGCGACUGGGGCCUUACUUUCUUUGUCACCAAAUCCGGCGAACGUAUUUUUCUAGCAGUAACGCAGCAGAUCGUCGAUUCCUCGAAAGCUUGGAUCGGUUCCAGAAUUUCUUAUUCUGAUCAAGCUCAACUGAAGGAGAAGUUCAUGCCCAUCAUGCACAGUAUUGGAGCCUGGCUUCAUAGGUAUAGCUACUAUGGUCCUUGUGGCGCCGACAUUCUUGAGAUUCGUUCAGGACGAGAUGUUGAGGCCAAUUCGACAACGCUGCAAAUCGUUGAUUUGAAUGUGCGGACUUCUGGUUCGUCAGUUUUGGCGCUUAUGAGCGGGCAUUUCUCUAAGCAGAGAGGCCUGCACGAAGCUACCUCAUUCUCUGUCACCGUAGAAGUGACCAGAAUGAGAUUUAUUGAGUACUUCCAAGAUCGAUUCCGCUCGGGGUCAUGGGUGAUAGUUUCGUGGUACGAAGAUGAAGAAUUUGGAUUGAGCUAUGGCAACGUGCUUAUUGGUGCCUCUAAUGUAGAGCAACUGGAGGAGGAGGUGGCAAAGCUCAAGGAUCUAGCUUCAGAGAUUCAUUUCUAA